AUGCAUACAACCAACAAAUCCUAUGCCAGUCAUUCCGGGAACAGGCCAUUCCUGGACAUCUUGUCACCCUACUGUCUGGUGCUUAACAUAUGGACAGCAAAUACCACAGCAUUAAAGCCAGUGAUGUUUUGGAUACACGGAGGCGGGCUUACAUUUGGAUCAAUAUUUCAAACAUGGUUUAAUGGCUCAGCACUUGCCACACAUGAUGUGGUGGUUGUGUCCGUCAACUAUAGGUUAGGACCGUUUGGUUUCCUAUACGGGGAUCGGGAGGACGCGCCCGGAAAUGUCGGCUUUUAUGACCAGUUAUUAGCUCUCAAAUGG
Molecule: messenger RNA, 321 nt
Organism: Medioppia subpectinata
Lineage: Eukaryota; Metazoa; Arthropoda; Arachnida; Sarcoptiformes; Oppiidae
Source: the annotation of a GenBank genome assembly